Messenger RNA from Paramisgurnus dabryanus, 690 nucleotides. RefSeq lists its product as uncharacterized. NCBI's taxonomy places the organism in Eukaryota, Metazoa, Chordata, Actinopteri, Cypriniformes, Cobitidae. Gene Ontology annotation, molecular function: protein binding. The record is from RefSeq and is a predicted model, not a curated record.
UUAUUCAUUAUUCAUAACAUUGUUGGCCACAGACUUGCUAGAAGUUCUCUUAAAAUGGGAAAGAUUUACCAGGUCACGGUGGUUGGAAUAAAGGGGGAGAAAAAGACAGUCGAUGUUGCCACUUCACUGGAAGAAUUCAACAAAACAACUGUUUUGGAAUUCAAAAAGAAACUUGCGGAAAAAUUGCCAGGUCAAGCAGGAGAUGAUCCAUCGUCUUUGAGACUGCUAUAUACAGAUAAACAGCUUGAAGACAAUGAUAAGUUUUCAGAUCACCAAAUUGAGGACCACUCCACUCUGUUCCUCGUCUUACGUCUUCCCGGAGGAUUCUAAAUCAUGCUUGGGCUACGAUGAUUUUUGAUCUAAAAAGAAUGACACUCGUCGAAAUGUAACCUUUUUACCAGAAAAUUUCUUCACCUCUGCCUUUGCUGUCUGUAAAUUUAUAGCUUGACUUUGUAAAUGGAACUCUUACCACUUGUGUAUAUUAUCUUAUAAAUGUAACAGUCUUAAGGUUUGGCUUUAAGGAAGCUGGCUCAGUUUUUGAUUUAAAGAAUUCUGUCUUUGAUUGUUAUAGCUGUGCUAUUUUAAGUUGAACAUAUGGUAAUGUUUUCUUAAAACUCAAAGGAUGACAGUUUAUUAAAAUUCACUGUAAUGUGAAAUGUCUGUGUGUAAUGAAACUGUGGCGUAGGCUAA